Messenger RNA from Eremothecium cymbalariae DBVPG#7215, 1215 nucleotides. RefSeq names its product Mec3p (gene MEC3). Bases 1 to 1215 code for a protein of 404 amino acids. Gene Ontology annotation, biological process: mitotic DNA replication checkpoint signaling; nucleotide-excision repair; telomere maintenance. The record is from RefSeq and is a predicted model, not a curated record. Lineage: Eukaryota; Fungi; Ascomycota; Saccharomycetes; Saccharomycetales; Saccharomycetaceae. Gene Ontology annotation, cellular component: site of double-strand break; checkpoint clamp complex. The transcript has a single exon.
AUGAAGCUGAAGCUGGUAAUUAACUCUAAUAAUGAUGAUUACAAAUUGUUUAAAACUACAAUGACGACUGUAGCACAGCUACGGAAAACUGCGAUUUUAAGAUUUACAUCUAAUAGGCUGGUGGUGAUUUCGACACCGAGAACGGUAUCAAGUGGCGCUGUAUUAACUGGAGAUCAAGGACAAUUGUGGUGCACGAUACCUAAGGAUGUGUUUUUAUUGUAUAAUAUUGCUUCUAUUCGUGAAGAGAAUACUAUUGCGAUGGAAUGUCAAUGUGACUCGCUGGUUAGUGUUUUAAAAAGGUACGAUAGAUGUAAUCAUGGUGAUUUGACAAUCAAGUUACAGAGUAUGCCUGAAUGGAAUCCUGCUAAGGUAACUAACAAUCAAGAUCAUGAGGAUAAUGCAGAUAAUAACAAAAGUAAUGGGCAUCAAAAGAAUCCUAUAUGUGCGUUAGGAUGCACGUUUAGUGAAUAUUUAGAUUUGCAAGAGACAAGCAAGAUUGUAUCGCACUCUUUUAAGGUAGGAGUCAGGUUGCUUUAUAAUAGUCAAGAUGCUAAAAUUCAAGAACCAAUGGUUAAUUAUACCAAGUUACUCAUGUUUCAACUGCCGCCAGUAAACGGGGAAUAUGGCAGUAAAUUUUCGAAUUUUAUUAAACGUCUAGAUCGUUAUGUCACGCUUAAUCAUCUGAUCAUAUAUGGUGAUCGUAAUGCCGGUAAUGAUGGAGGAGGCCAUCUGAGGCUUCUAGUGCAUGAAUUGUAUUGGAAAUUGGAUGUGCAGUGGUGUGGUCCUUUGGAAACAAUAGAAACAAAUGAUGCUUCGAAUGGCGGAGAACAACAAGGGCAGAAACAUGCUCUUCCAGCAACUUUAUCGAGGAGAAAUAGUGCACUUCAGCGUCAUGGAGAAAGCAUGCGUAUUGAUGACAGUGAGGUGGAUGGCGAUCGCUUCAGUUUUUCUCAUGAUAGUUUAGAUGACACAACAAACCCUACCACUGCUGAUACUGCAGAAGAUUACAAAAAUAAAGUUUUUAUCAAGGCAAAGGAUUGGAAAGUUUGUUCUAAACUUUAUGAAUCUUUUGAGGAAGUUGUUCUGGCAAUAUCGCACGACGAGUCCUGUGUUUUACAUUGUUCGCUAGAUAGAGGAACGGUAGAUGAGUCGCCCGAUCAGCCUCGAGAACGCGGGCAAAUAAUAUAUUACAUGGCAAGGUCUAAACCAUUGUAG